Molecule: messenger RNA, 2733 nt
Organism: Symbiodinium sp. CCMP2456
Lineage: Eukaryota; Dinophyceae; Suessiales; Symbiodiniaceae
Source: the annotation of a GenBank genome assembly
AUGAGCCGACCGCGCCGACAAGUGCGUGGCCUCAGUGCUGGGCUUCCUGCUCAAGCACCUUCGCGGGAGAUUGUAGAUGCGGUGGCCUCUCGCGAGGCUUCGCUGCGGCGCUUGCAGCGCCUGGCUGGUGAUUUUGCCGAGGGCCGUUUGGAAGCCAGCGAGGCACAGAGGGAGCUGGUGGACUCUCUGCUCCACUGUCGAGCUUUGUCUUUGGAUGUCGUGGAAGCCUUCGAGAAGUGGCCCAAAUGGUCGAAGUCGUUUGCACCCGGUCUUCUGCAGGGGGAUAUCUCGGUUGAGGAUGACUUCCAGGAGGUCUUUGGACCAUCCACGUCCCCGAACAAAAGCUUCCGAAGCGGGGGCUGGGACCUCGGUGGUGGUUGGAGCUUCCCGGCCGUGCAGUCGGACGAGGCUCAGUAUUCAGGCUGGGGCGUUCCUCCCUCUACUUCGCAUUACAGCGCUCGAGAGGACGACUACAUGCCUGAAGGACGAAGACUUGCAGACCCGGAGCCUCGGAACGGCUGGGGCCUGCCCGACGACUUGGACGCAGGCCCAGGUAGUGCCCUGCGCUGGUUCGUCACUGCUGCCGCAGUGCAACACCAGCUGAUGCCAGCUUACCUGCCGCAGGAGCGCUACGUGGCCAGCUGUCCGCGCCCGUCAGCUAUGACGCCACAGAUUUCUUAUCCAGCAGGCUGCAAUGUCAAUGUUCAGGAGCUUUCCACCUCCGUCGGCCUCAGCUGUGGCGUGCAGCGGAGGCAGCUUGCGCAGCAGAUCGAGAGCGGCCACAGGGCCGCAAUGAUCUGCAAGAUGCGAGCUGCGAGAAGGGUGCGGACAUUUGCGUGGGCACUCGAUGUUCGCUUGACCUUGGGAGGUGAUGUUCUGAGGAACACUUUGGAAAUCUACCGUGCCUGCGACAGAAGCGCAUCGGGCAAUCUGCAAUGGGCAAAUGGUGAGAUCCAGGAUGGUGUCUGCGAGUGCGCAUGGCAGUAUCGCCUGCAGGAGUUCAUCUCGCUGGUUUUCCAGCAGCACGGCUUGCCGCCCCCGAGCCCGACGGACAUGUACCAACUCUUCCUCCGCUUUGAUGAGGACAGAAACAGUGUACUGGACGCCCGGGAGUGCGUUUGCAUGGUGGAUGCACUGCCUAGUGGUUUCGUGCCGGCGCUGCCAUCUAAUUUGUCAGUUCCAUCGACACGACCAGUUCUUUCUCGCGGUCCCAGUGUCGUCGUGUCAACCGAAGGCCGGCCGCGCACGCCUUCUCCUCGCUUCCUUGAUCCGCAGGGCUACGCUCCCAGCCGCUUAAACCCAGUGACGCUUCAAGCCAGCUCUGUGCCGGUUCUGCAGCCACGGCCCGGGCAGGCCCCAGGUGUCUCGCUGAGACCGGCCGCGCAGUCGAUCAGAUCCAUGCCUAUGAUGCCACAGUCUAUGCCCGUGAUGCCCAACUCGGUUCCCCAAGACGGGGAGGAGGAUCACCUACUGAUCCCCCACCGGAUCGAGGAUAUGGGCGAUGGUGUUUCGCGCCGGCCUCCGCAGAACCAGCAGAAGCCACCCGCUUGGCAUGCCAUCGAGGAGCGCCCGCACUUGCUGGAAGUGGAGCUGCAGGAGUUGGAGCUGCACCCAGACGCACCGGACCUUCAACCAGGGAUGUUCGAGUCGCUCAAGUACUUCGUCUCUCUGCAUCCCCGCUCCGAGGAGCCCGACCACAUUCCACUCCCUCGUGAUGCACCGCUGCAGACAGUGGAUGGUCACUACAUCGUGUCGCAGGCGCAGAGAGCUGCCAAGCCCGGUCUGCAGGUCGGCAUUUUUGCUGGGGACGAUGAUGAAAGACCCAACCAGAAUCCUGUGGAGCCAUUCUCGUUGCGAAUGGAGAAGCUGGAUCAUCAUCUGGUGGCUUAUGUGUGGGCAACGAAGGGUACCCUUCUCGCCACUCCUGUGACCACGCCCAGACAUGUCGGGUCAGUGCCGGCGAAUUUUAAAGGCCAUCGCGUGGCGGAGAUGAGACUGAAGUACCACGUCUGCACCACCCCAGCUGCUGUAACCGACAUGGCGAUGGCGGACGUGAAGCAGACUGAGGUGACAGUCAAGUGGUCGCCUCCGAAGAACGAUCACGGAGCGCCCAUCAUCGGAUACAAGAUCUCCAUACUGCUGGACCCACAGCCGAACGAGCUGCCGGAGUGGUACACGCUCUGCGAAUGCACGAAAUCGCUGAACCCAUUGUACGUCGUUGCGAACCUCAGGGGCAACACUGCUUAUCUCCUGGAUGUGCGUGCUGUGAACAAAGUAGGCGCCGGAGACGCUGGGGAGUUUGAGAUCGUGACGGCACCGAUUCCUCCGGAUCCACCGAGCAAGCCCUGGAUCGAGGAGGCACGGGACGGAUGCCUCAACGUCGCCUGGACACCUCCUCGUGGGGAUGGACCCGGGGGCCGAGAGGGGAGUGCAGGAACGCUGGAGCUGGGCCUCGUGGACUUGGCAGUCAGAGUGGUGAAGAUGUUAAAAGUCUGUGUUUUACUGGCCUACGCCCCGACAGGAACCCAUUCGGACCAGGAGAAGCAGCUGCGAGCUGGGUGGAUGGGUUCAGUGGGAGCAGCAACCGGCCAAGAGGAUGCCUCCAUGUACAACGCCUGGGUAGGGCCUUUGGAGCUCGGCGCCUGUGAAUACCGCUUCCAGGUGACGGCUUUGAAUAAGCUGGGCGAAAGCAAGGCCUGCUGCACCUCUGCUUUGCUGGUGAGCGUGACAUAG